AGCACCUAGAGCAGCGGAUUUCGCGCGAGAUAUAGACCCAUAAACACGCACGCGUACACAUACGCACCCGCGCACGACACGUAACGCGUAUACAGACACAUACACACAAACACACACACAACAUACAUACAUACAAACGUCACGCGCGCGCGCAUACACAUACGUGGCCGUCACACUGAGAAACACGCCAGCCGGUCACUGCACACGUGUGUCGUACAUGAGCAAACAGUGCGUUUAGGACACGUACCGCGCGCGCGUACACGUUGCCACCGUUCCCGUAGAUGUGUUGAUCCGUAGACUUUACGCGUCACGCGUCACGACCGUACGCACGUAUCCACCUACUCUGUCCCUGCGUCGCGACAUCGAAUAGCCGCGGAAUGUCGCCGGUUUCUCGCUGCUGUACGUUCGCGGCACGCGUCGAAUGAAUUGCGUCAGGUAGUAAUCAAAGAAUCGCGGUUAAUCGCGAUUGUGUAUGUGUGGUGAAUCGCGCUUACGAUCCAUACGCCGGAGGAGGUCAUCCAACGGAACGAGCGGCGUCAGUAACGAAAACAACUUGUUUGGGAAUCCACGGACGUCUUUCGGAGCAGGGAGAGAAAGGAGGAGAGAGUGUGUUGUGCGUGAAUGCAUGGACCACGUGCGAACCGUUUAGGACAAGCGGAGCCACGAAUCAGUGAGAAAACAGUUAACUAUCGAGUGCGCGGAACGACGGAUCUCUUUUUGUGACAUCGCGCGGUAAGAAAUCGCGCGAGUGUGAAAAACUAUGUUAGUGAAAUUCGUACGCGAACUUUAUUGGCCUCUAUGGAUUAUUGGCUAAGUAGUUGAUGCGCUCACCGGCCGGUGGCGAGAAUAACUCUCUUUUGGCGACGAUCCAUGCAUAGGACGCUUCGGGAAGUGCAUUCGCGAUUUGCUAAGUAGUGCCGAUAGUAGUGAGUUCAAGCAGCGAUCGUGUGUUGUGAUUUCGAUUGUUGCUGCACCGGAACACUGUGUGAGAAAGAGAGAGAAAGAGAGAGAGAGAGAGAAAAAAGAGAGAGAGAGAGAAAGAGAGAGAGAGAGACAUGAGGUGCGCAUCUUUGACGUUACAGCGACGUCGUCUACCGCCGUUGUCCCGUCGACGACGUCUAGACUGACCGGACAUCCCGCAGGAGAGGAAAACAAUAUCCGCACUGACAGCAAACGCCAGUCGAUUCCACUGUCAAACGGCGGCGGACAACUGCUUCUUCGUCGGAGUAACGAAGAGAGCGAACUGAUUCAUCUGAGUCGGAGGGAUGUCACGGAGAAAGCAAGCUCGACCAAGCCGUGCCCAUCUUGAGGACGAUCUUGUCCAGAGGCCUCUCCUGACCAAUCCGACUGGAACUAUCGCAAGCGAGAUCCGAAGAGAAGAAAAUGAUUUUACGGACGGCGAAGAGAGUGGCGGUGGAGGAGCAGGUGGUGAAGAGGCUGUGGAUCUCACGGCGACGAGAUCUCAUCAAAGCGAUGAAGAUGACAAAGAUGCUGACGAGCCCCUGGAAGAGGACGAAGAAGAAGGCGUGGACGAACAGGAUGAGCAGGAUGAAGACGAGGAGGUUUCCUCACAUAUUCGGCAUAAACAAGACGCAGAAAACAACAAUAACUUUGUCCAGAGCGGUCCACCUCCCGCGAUAUUCCCACCCGCCGGAACUAAUCACGUCACUCUCGAAGCUCUUCAAAACACGAAAGUGGCAGUUGCGCAGUUUGCCGCCACCGCUCUCGCCGGGACCGACAGUGAAGCAGCGCUGCAAGAUUUGGCACUUCUGCAUAGUACACUGUACACCUUACAGCAUCAACAAGUAUUCCAAUUACAGUUAAUCAGCCAACUUCAGCAACAGCUGUCUAUCACUCACAGCCAAUCAGCGCAGCCAUCGUCGACGGAAUCACCAGAUACGAAAGAAAUUUCAUCACCUAUUAUUCAACCAAAACCAUUAUCGAGUCUUACAUCACCUCCUUCUUCCCGGCCGCCGAGUCAUCAUCAGCAGACAUCACCAACACCGCUGACGCCAAAUUUGCCACAAGAACAGUCAACCUCCACGAGUAGCGCUUCUCCUUUGAAUUUACCCCUGCCUUCGUCUAGUACCACUGCCACGACGACUGUCACGACUACUAGUAGUCAGGUUCCGCUCUCGCAUCAAAUGCCACUUUGUUCCAUAAGUUCUUCCCUCGCCUCAUCGAUCAUAACAAACACCGAUCCGCCGCCACUCAACGAGCCAAAUACUCUAGAGAUGCUUCAAAAACGUGCCCAGGAAGUAUUGGACAACGCGAGUCAAGGUCUCCUGGCCAACAAUCUGGCUGACGAGCUCGCGUUCAGAAGCGGCAAGGGUUCGCGACUCUCUCCUUUCGACUCGAAAUCGAGCGGCAGCCGCAACGAGCCUUUCUUCAAGCAUCGAUGCCGCUUCUGCGGCAAGGUCUUCGGUAGCGACUCAGCGCUACAAAUCCACAUACGAUCCCACACAGGUGAGCGACCCUAUAAGUGCAACGUCUGCGGCAGCCGGUUUACCACCAAGGGCAAUCUGAAGGUUCACUUCCAGAGACAUACGGCCAAGUUUCCACACGUAAAGAUGAAUCCAAAUCCUGUUCCAGAACAUCUAGACAAAUAUCAUCCGCCCCUUUUACAGCAAAUUGCUUCUGGGCAUAGACCGUCUCCGCCGCCGCCGCCACCGCCGCCACCUUCCUCACAUCAUCCCACAUUUCAUCCGACAGCAGCACAUAGUUUCCUACCGCCUCAACCACACUUACCACUGAGCCUCACCAUGCCCCCCAGUAUGCCUCCUCUUUAUCGAUCCCCACUUGUUAAUCAUCGGGACGAUCAGGAUAUACCGGAAAAUCUUAGUAAACAAUUACCUGUAACAGCUGCCCCUUUGACGUCUCCUUCUUCCCCUGUCACUAUAAAUUCUCGUCAUUCCUUUCACGACAAUCAUCAACAACAGCAAAAGCAGCUCGAGCAAAGAGAAGAAAUCAAACAUGAACAGAGAUCGCCCGAGCAGGAGCAGUACCAGCAACGACCGAUGAGCCAAGAGAAUGCUGAACGAAUAACUCCGAAGAAAGAACCUGAGGAAACGGAAGAACCUGUGGAAGAAGAAAGCGAAGACUUCGAGGAACAAACAAGGCGAUUUCUCGGUUCACCUCAAUCCUCAGUAAAUCCGUCGUCUCAACCGCAAACGUACGAAGACUGUAGUAUAGACAGUAAGAUCAGUGGACGUUUAGAAGGCGAUGGAGAGAUGGAACCAGACGAGGAAAUGGAAGAACAACCGGAGAAUCUUUCUAGCAGGGGUACGAUCAGUCGCUUACCUCAACAAAUUGUGGCGUAUCCAGGAGCAUCUCCUGCCAGCAGUAGUGCGAGUAGCGGUAGUCUUCAGACGUCUUUCGCCGGAAUUCUGUUUGCAGGUACUCCGGCUCAUCAAAUACCUCACCUUCCUUCUGUUUCGACUACUGGAUCGACGUCGGCUGUUUCUACAAAUGAGAUGAUCGAUCCAGCUAAAGAUCCGGCAAUCUAUUCAAGUUUGCUACCUCGACCAGGUAGCAAUGACAAUUCUUGGGAAAGUCUGAUUGAAAUAACAAAAACUUCAGAGACAUCUAAGCUGCAGCAGCUGGUUGACAAUAUCGAACACAAGUUGAGCGAUCCUAAUCAGUGCAUUGUUUGUCACAGAGUACUUUCUUGCAAAAGCGCAUUAUUGAUGCAUUAUCGCACUCACACGGGUGAACGUCCUUUUAAGUGUAAGAUUUGUGGUCGUGCCUUUACCACCAAGGGCAAUUUGAAGACUCACAUGGGAGUGCACAGAGCGAAGCCUCCACUGCGGGUAUUACAUCAAUGUCCUGUGUGUCACAAGAAAUUCGCGAAUACUCUUGUACUUCAACAACAUAUACGUCUUCAUACUGGGGAACCUACUGAUCUCAGUCCGGAACAAAUUCAAGCUGCGGAAGUAAAUGAAUUUCCACCUGGUUAUCCUCCUCAUCCGUUGGCGUCUUUCUUGCCACCAGGGUUUCCGAUACAUCCAACUGGAGCAGGCUUUCCCUUAGGAUUUCCUUCAUCCAGGCAACCAACUAUUGAACAACAAUCGCAUGAGAUUGACAUGGAAAUGAAAGAAGAAUCGCAGCAACAUAGGCAGAGAUUUGUGGAGGAUCUCAACGAGGAAACAGAGGAUCAAGAAGAUGAGGAACAAGAUCACAGAGUGGACGAAGAGAGAGAUCGCGACAGACGUAGUGAAGAGGAAGAAGAUCACGAAAAUGAAGAGACUGAACACAAAGAUGUGACACUUCCUAUGUUUUCAACGUCAUUAGGGGCCUUGGAAAACCAAGUUAGAACCAUCUCGACGACGGCUGCGACUACGAUGGCAAACGUAUCUGAGUCGGCGUCCUUUCAUCGAUACAACGGUAGCGAGAAAAGCAACAGUCCGCCAAUUUCCGGCACCCCGCUCGAUUUAACACCCCGUGCUUCGUCUACACCAGCAUCAGUGGCUUCAACGCCACCGACACCGCCACCUCAAACCGUGCCGCAUCAUCCACAUCCCUUCGGCAUGUUUGCGGGAUUACUGCAAGCGGUAUCUUCUGCUCCUACCACCAGCACGAUUGGAUCGUCGAAUAUAAACAGCGUUACGUCAAUGAACACCAUCAAUCCUGGAAACGGGCCUAGCAGCGGUCCGCUGGCUUCACUUACCACUUCAGCAGUACUAGCCGCAUCAUCGACUUACAAUCCGCUCGGUCUGGCUGUUGGAGGGCCAGCAGUACGUGGAAACACUACAUGUAAAUUCUGCUACAAGACAUUCGCGUGCCAAUCUGCGUUGGAGAUUCAUUAUCGGAGUCAUACGAAGGAGCGACCUUUCAAAUGCAGCAUAUGUGACCGAGGUUUUUCCACGAAGAACGACGAUUCUGGUCAGCAAGUAUGUUCCUGCGCGGACCAACCCUUCGCCGCGAAGGGUCCGAUCCCUCCACAAUCCAUUUCCCAAUAUCGCCCGUUCCCGGCGAGAUCAACCGACGGAAAUCGCGAGAAACCGAAACGCAGGCGGCGGCGGCCUGAGGAGCGGAAGAACCGGGGGCGGACAGGAACAGGAGGGGGUCGAAGGCUGACGUCUGUUUAUCCUGCCGUCCGCCUGCCCCCGCUGAUGCCACCCGCCCUCGGACUUCUACCCUCGGACCACGUCUUUCUGGGCAAUAUGAAGCAACAUAUGUUGACUCACAAGAUUCGCGAUAUGCCGCCGCAUCUGUUCAAUGACGCCAAGCAUCAGCAGCAGCAGCAGCAGCAGCAACAACAGCAACAACAACAGCAGCAACAGCAACAACAGCAGCAAUCUCAGGAUCACGAAACUUCCAGAAGCCCGAUGUGCACCGACGAUUCAAGUCUACCGCCUCCACCGCCGCCACCACCGCCGCCGCCACCUCCACCAUUACCACCGACAUCCAUCGAGUCUGCGAUACCAAUAAAGAGAUCUCCGCCGGAAGGAGAUCUGCCAGCACCAAAAAGACCAGCCAGCGUACCGAGCAAACACUUGUGCCAGAUUUGCAAUAAGAAUUUCUCCUCAUCUUCGGCGCUCCAGAUCCAUAUGAGAACUCACACUGGCGAUAAACCAUUUCGAUGCACCGUCUGCCAGAAGGCGUUCACCACCAAAGGCAAUCUCAAGGUGCACAUGGGCACUCAUAUGUUCACCAACGGAACGUCACGUCGAGGUCGAAGGAUGUCGUUGGAUCUGCCUCCUCUGCCAAUCACCCCCAAGGACUCGGAGUUUCUGCAGCGACGACCGGAUCUUUUUUAUCCAUAUCUUCCCGCGCCAUUCCUUAACGGCGUCCAGCAGAAGCUGAACGAGAUUUCGGUGAUUCAAAGUAGCAACGGAUUACCGCCUCAUUCCUUAGGCGCGGGCAAGUACGCGGCGAAUCUGUUUGGUUCGGUUUACGGAACCGGCGGUGGAGGUUUUUCUCUGGACAAACAACCGAUGGCGCCGAGCAGUAACGGACCAUUGGUGGACGGCAAACCUGUGAUUCCCUCGGGGUCUAUGCUCUUCCAGACACCGUCGCCUUCGCACUCACCCGGCACGCCAUCGUCCAACAACGGUAAUCAAAAUUCUACCAGCAUGCCCUCCUGGACCGGCGAUGUUCUUCAGCAUCACUUCGAUCGGGAAACACCAAACAGAACCGAGAACGACGCCACGCCGCCCACUUCACGGCUACCACCGCCACCGACAAGAGGAGAAGGAUUAGCCGCGUGAAGCUUGAUAAAUACAUAUCUUUUUACCUAGCCGUAACGAGUGCAACUGGUUGAUUCGCGGUGGUCAAAUCUCCACCGAAUACAUAAGAGGCUGAUUACGUAAUCGAUACACAAUCUCAAGAGAACUUGGCAGACUGAAUAAUUCAAAGAAGAAUCAUAAGUGAACGUGGUUAAUACAUUCGCACACACACAGAUACACACACACACACAUACACAUACACUCUCUCUUUCUCUCCUUAUCUAUCUAUCUAUCUCUGCGGGCAGUCUCGAUUUUCUUCCUCCGUCCCAGUUGGCGAAGGCUUCUCGUCGACGUAUUGAUUCAUGCUUGAGACGAGAUCGUCAGGAGAGAAAACAGCGGUUUCCAAUUAAAAACGUCGUUUGCAACGAAGCACUGAGUGACGAAAAAACCCUCACUUGAAGGAUGCAUGCCUGUGACCUAAUACCUUGUGUUUUUCCGUGCAGUCCAAGGGUGGACAAUUUUCAGACUGAAACGGUCUCUGAUGACAAUCGCGUUAUCCUUUGCAUCAGAUGAUCCACACUCGUCAAGUGUUGUUGUCAAUAGUGUUACUUGGCAUUUUUUCACGUAUGUAUAACAACAUAUCUUCAUUUUCCCACUUCCCCUUCGCCUUUCUCAUCCCGUUUUUUUUCAUCCCGGCAAUAGUGUCUGCAAACGAAGACAUCAUGUUCCUAUUAUCGCACUAGUCUUAAUGCGUAAAACAAGAGUAUCGAUAGAUGAAUUUGAUUGAUCCGUCGACGGCUUUCCGCGCGUAGGUAAGACACACUGAUAAUAUCAACCUAAAUUUGAAAACUCUCUCUUUCUCUCUUGUGAUUCCGUGGGGUUCGGUCGCGUUACUCCCUCAUCGUUUAUUCAAGCCGUGAAACUUGGUGUUAUUCGCGAGUAAAUGCGGGUCGAUGAUGACGAGACACUUGUGACAAUUUGUGUAAAUGUUAAUUUUGUGCGUUACGUAUGUGAGCGUGUGUGUCGCGAUCGAACCUCAUGUAUUCGCAACGUCGAAUCUUUUGUACGGAAUUUGAGGGAAUCCUCCGAGCUAGGCGCGGCGCCUAGACUGAGCUCGACUCGCGCGAUAAAACAAAAAAACAAAAAAAAAACAAAAAGAAAAAACCGAGUGUAGCAUGUUAGAGCCGUAAGACACGUGGCGUCGCGUACUAACCGGUGUUCCCAGUAUAUUUCGACCGUCCGUUUGCGACAGUGAUGGUCAUUUCUUCGGGUUUCUAAGGCUAAACAA
This is a messenger RNA of Pseudomyrmex gracilis, 7455 nucleotides long. It is a transcript of the gene salm, whose product is annotated as homeotic protein spalt-major-like. Bases 1266 to 6209 code for a protein of 1647 amino acids. The record is from RefSeq and is a predicted model, not a curated record. Lineage: Eukaryota; Metazoa; Arthropoda; Insecta; Hymenoptera; Formicidae. Gene Ontology annotation, biological process: regulation of transcription by RNA polymerase II. The transcript has 8 exons. Gene Ontology annotation, molecular function: RNA polymerase II cis-regulatory region sequence-specific DNA binding; DNA-binding transcription factor activity, RNA polymerase II-specific. Gene Ontology annotation, cellular component: nucleus.